GCAAAAAGGCAAGAAAGCUGAAAGGAAGUGAUCAAGAAAUACACACUCAGCUGGCACUGAAAAUGGAGGACACCUCUAACCAAACUGCUACUCUUUCCUACGAUCUGGACCUACAGAGCCAAAAUAAUUUUACCAAUGGCACCUCGUCAAACAUCCCUGUUUCUACAGCUCUGGAGCAGGCCAUUAACUGGUUCUGCAUACUCAUCCUUUGUGACACUUUGGUCUCUCUUGGAUGUACAAUGGAGAUCUCCAAGAUAAAAGCCCACAUCGUAAAGCCCAAAGGCGUGGUGAUCGCCAUGCUGGCUCAGUUUGGAGUGAUGCCACUGACGGCCUUCUCAAUGGCUAAACUGUUCAACCUCGGUCUUGGUGCGUCCAUGGCAGUGCUGGUGUGUGGCUGCUGCCCAGGAGGAAUUCUUUCUAAUGUACUGGCCUUUGCUCUUAAUGGGGACAUGAAUCUCAGCAUAGUGAUGACGACCUGCUCGACGUUGGCGGCACUAGGUAUGAUACCCCUGCUGCUUUUCAUUUACUGCCAUGGCUUCUCCAAUGUUUAUGCAGUGCCUUAUGCUGGCAUCUUCCUGGCCUUGAUCUUGACUGUGCUGCCAUGUGCCAUUGGCAUCUAUAUUAACUAUCGUGUCCCAGAGAAGUCCAAACUGGUUGUGAAGGUUGGGCUGGGCAUAAUGGUGGUUGGUUACGUUGUCUUAGGCAUUCUGCUCAGCCUUUUCCUAGGACCAGUCAUCUCGGUCAUUACAGAACCUCCACUCCUGGCCACAGGAGCACUGAUGCCACUUAUUGGAUAUGUACUUGGCUACCUGCUGUCUUACCUCUUCAGUUUUGAUGCACCCUGUAGGAGGACUGUUGCCGUGGAGACAGGUUGCCAAAAUCUCCUUCUCUGCUUCACAAUCCUAGAGGUAGUCUUCGAUCGUGAUGUCAUCGGCCCAUACACUCUUUUCCCUUUUGUCUACUUUUUCUUUCAAAUUCUUGAGGCAUUGGUUUUAAUCAUCAUCCGCAGAUGCUACAAGAAAUCAUCAAAGAAAUCAGAAUUAAAUAAUUGCAGCAGCACCAUUUUGAAUAACUUUACAUGCUCUCAAUAAAAUGUCUGACAUUUCCAGAUUUGUUAAAAAAAUAAUUAUACUGUAGUAUCCCGCA
Messenger RNA from Clarias gariepinus (North African catfish), 1146 nucleotides. Its product is annotated as hepatic sodium/bile acid cotransporter-like. The record is from RefSeq and is a predicted model, not a curated record. The coding region runs from base 63 to 1091 and encodes 342 amino acids. Gene Ontology annotation, biological process: bile acid and bile salt transport. NCBI's taxonomy places the organism in Eukaryota, Metazoa, Chordata, Actinopteri, Siluriformes, Clariidae. The transcript is spliced from 5 exons. Gene Ontology annotation, molecular function: bile acid:sodium symporter activity. Gene Ontology annotation, cellular component: membrane.